This is a messenger RNA of Caenorhabditis sp. 36 PRJEB53466, 1315 nucleotides long. The record is from the annotation of a GenBank genome assembly. Lineage: Eukaryota; Metazoa; Nematoda; Chromadorea; Rhabditida; Rhabditidae.
AUGGCUGAAUAUUCUUCGUCUUCCGCUGUGAACAUGGUCUCGACCAACUGCAACGGCUACAUUUAUUGCAACGAUCAAGUUCCACAAAAUGGUGAGUUGUACUCUUUUCCAAUCAAUUUUCAUUUCUUCCUUUCAGCUCCAACGGUGUCUCUGCCUCUGAACGGACCGAAUCCAGUUGUGAUCUCUCUGAACGAUGAGAAGAAGCUGUGGUCGAAGUACUGCGGGAUGCCGAACGAGAUGAUGGUGCUCACCACCGGCCGCGAACUGUUCCCCAAGUUGAAGUACGAUGUGAAGGGACUCUACCCCGAUAUCCCUUACACUGUUACCAUAUUUCUGCAAAGAAAGUGUGAUUACUUCAUGAAAUACGAGGAGGGGGAGUGGAAGGAAUCUUCGAAGCCAAUUGAUGCUCCGGAAUGCACAAACUACUACACUGUGGGCACCAUGAGCGGAAAAGAGUGGAUGGCUGCUGGUAUAAAUGCCGAACAUUUGAAAAUCUACAAUAUUGGAAACCCGAAGAAGGUCGGAGGCAAGCCGGUCGAUCCGAACGAUCGUUUGGCAGCUGUGAGAGCGGCUGAUAAGGCCCAUAAACUGAGGGAAACCCUGGCAAGAAGUGUACGUUUUGACCAAAUUCAUUAAAAAGUGUUCAAUAUUUAUGUUUCAGAUUGAGAUCAAGUCAUUGACGAAAUACUUGCCAAUUCUGACCAUCUGGCAAAUCCUUCCGGACGGAACGCUGCGCGAGGUUCAAUGGUUUUCUGCCGCUGAAACCGAGUUCCUCACUUGUACUGGAUAUAAGGUAAGCUUCAUACUUCUGAGUAUUUGCUUUAACUCUUCAUCUUUUCAGAAUCCACUUGUCCGCACCAUGAAGUCAAACGACAAUAAGUACGUGCCUGGUCUUCCAUCCAAUCUGGACGCUCCCAGUCCUGUCGUCACUGCAGCUCCGUUCCAGAUGGAUGGCCAAGUGAUGGCUGCAUCCACUUCGGAUGUCGUCCGAUGGGAUCCCGAUAGUCCCACGAACAGUUCCGGCUACUCUUCCGAUCGCACCUCGUACUCUCCGGAAUUCGUUCCCGCCCCCUCAACUAAUCACUAUGUCCCCACUCCAGCUCCACACCACUACGACCCUACUCCGGCUCCACACCACUACGACCCUACUCCGGCUCCACACCACUACGACCCUACUCCGGCUCCACACCACUACGUCCCCACUCCAACUCCAUAUCACCCCAUUCCUUACCCUCCUGCCCAACCCGAUCUCUACUACUCUCAUGUUCCAUUCGAAUCUUUCCCCGAAGAUCAGACCCAUAUGUUAUUCCAAUAG